AUGAGUCCUGCAAAGUUUAAUGGAGAUCUUCAUCAUGAGGAUUCAAGGAAGGGGGAGAUCAAUGAUCCACGUUCGUCUCCGUUGAAGAUCAACAAUGGUUCCCAUUUAAUUCACAAGAGUACAUCGUCAACGAUGUCUUCAAUGUCAAUUGGCUCUUCCGUCUCUGGCGUUGCUUCGGCCGCCAGGCAGCAAGAGCAGCAGCCGGUUAUUAUAUACACUCAUUCUCCGAAGAUCAUCCACACGCAAGCUCGGGAUUUCAUGGCUUUGGUUCAGAAGCUCACCGGUGUUUCAUCGUCGCAGUCCGGAGACAAUAUUAAUGCAAACAGGACUACAUCGGCGUUGCUUGAUAUGGAAGGAAAUGAAUGUAACUUGAUGCCUGUUAGAGGCCAUGGUGAUAAUGAAUCAACUAAUUCGGUCCAUGCCAAUGAGAAUUUCGGUGGUGCAUGGUCAAACUCAUCCUCCAUUAAUGAUAUGUCACCAAUUCAGAACCCAACCAAUCAAUAUUCUGCUAAUAUGCCUUUGUUCACUACGAAUACGACCAGUUUCGUCUGCUCUCCUCGGCCUGUUUUUAGAGAACCUGAUUCGGCGUACGUUUUGCCAAACAUGGGUAACUCAAUGUCACCUUCUGUUAUCGAGUUUAUGAAGGGGCUGUCAGAAUAUUGA
This is a messenger RNA of Juglans microcarpa x Juglans regia, 663 nucleotides long. Its product is annotated as VQ motif-containing protein 8, chloroplastic-like. The coding region runs from base 1 to 663 and encodes 220 amino acids. NCBI's taxonomy places the organism in Eukaryota, Viridiplantae, Streptophyta, Magnoliopsida, Fagales, Juglandaceae. The record is from RefSeq and is a predicted model, not a curated record. The transcript has a single exon. Gene Ontology annotation, cellular component: nucleus.